CCUUUCUGUACUUUGUUUACGAAAUAUACUCCACCGUAUACCCUUAUCCCUAAACGUUCACCCGUGCUUUUGUCGACUUAAUUCUCUUGUGCACAGCUAAUAAUGUAAUUAGUAAAGCUCAAAACAAAUAUCGAUAUAUCUCCGUAAAACGUCAGAAAAUACUCAGGACUAACGCCCGACUGGAAGAAGGAGGUGAAAGGAUAAGACAAUGCAUGGCGGUACUAAGGUGUGAAAGGACAUAGAUAUCGAAGCCAAGAUGUAUUAUUCCUUAGAAAACGAAUCAAUGACUUAAAGCCCCUGAUCUAAUAAGGGCUUCACUCCGCAAACUCUCCGACUACUUUUAGGUUAAAUUUGCUGUUUCGCUUAUAAUGAGGCUUGUGUAUGCGGAGUGAACGGUGGGGUAAAGAAUUAUGUAACCUACAUCAUGAAACCACCAUGAAGAAAUGUCUGAUCCUCAAGGUACCUUCUUCCUGCUGAAUUAUAUAAUACUACAAUCUCAAGGAUGAGUAUGAAGUUCGACUUUACAGAUCAUUCUCAUCGCCGAUAUAAUCCUUUAAAUGAUACAUGGGUACUGUGUUCUCCUCAUCGUGCAAAACGACCUUGGCAAGGUGAACAAGAAGAAAUUAAGAAGAACGAGUUACUGGAGUAUGAUCCAAAGUGCUAUUUGUGUCCUGGAAAUGAAAGGGCAAUGGGAAUAAAGAAUCCAAAUUAUAUGACAACCUAUGUCUUUCGCAACGACUAUCCAGCUGUCAAAAUUGACCAGCCUGAUUAUGUGGAAGAACUAGAUACUAAAGAGAAAAGAGACUCCUUAAAGUCUCGUUUGCUUAAAACUCAAAGCGUAAAAGGCAAUUGCUUUGUCAUUUGCUUUAGCCCCAAUCAUAGUUUAACGCUUCCUCGCAUGGAAGUAGAUGCGAUUAUGCAUGUCGUGGAAACUUGGAAACAGCUCUAUUUUAACUUGAAGAAUGAGUCUUCUGAAGGUGUCUACUAUAAAUAUAUUGAAUUUUUUGAAAACAAAGGUUCCGCCAUGGGCUGCUCGAAUCCUCAUCCUCAUGGUCAGGCCUGGUGCUUAGAUACCAUUCCCACAAUUGUUGGUGAAGAAAUUAAGAAUAUGACUAAAUAUUUCAAUUCAAACGGUACUCACUUGUUGGGAGACUACAUCGAGCUCGAGGUCGAAGAAAAGCAAAGGAUUGUCCUUGAGAAUGAUUCCUUCAUAGUACUUGUUCCUUAUUGGGCUUUAUGGCCUUUUGAAACUCUUUUGAUCGCGAAAGAGCACUUGUGUUCGUUAAUUGACUUCCAAGAAAAGCAUGUUCAAGAUUUGGCUUCAAUCUUAAAAAAAAUAACCACAAAGUACGAUAAUUUAUUUUGUACAAGCUUCCCCUAUUCAAUGGGAGUUCACCAAGCACCUCUCCAUGGUACCGAAGAUGAAUGCAACAAUUCUUGGUUCCAUAUCCACUUUUACCCUCCAUUGCUGAGGUCAGCCUCAGUAAAGAAAUUUUGCGUCGGUUUCGAAAUGCUAGGCGAAGCCCAAAGAGAUUUGACUAGUGAACAAGCCGCUGUGCGACUGCAAGGACUUGAUGGUGAAAAACAUUACCUUGAUACUCUUGCUUAAUUCAUUAUGCUAGAGCUGGUGAUUCUGUAUUUUAUAUGUACUGGCAAGUCUACGUUUCAAUUCUAAUUUUUUAGCUGUUUCAGCAUAUACCUGUUGAUUUGUGUAUGUAAAUGAAGAAUAUAUAUUAUCCUCUUGUAAAGUUCAACUUUUGGUUUAUCCUGGAUUUUUUGGAAUUAUCCACAUGCAAGAAAAUAGAUAUGGCACAGUUUAUAUUAACUUUUCAAUAAAAAAAAUAAAGUAUGUAUGAAC
Molecule: messenger RNA, 1858 nt
Organism: Schizosaccharomyces cryophilus OY26
Lineage: Eukaryota; Fungi; Ascomycota; Schizosaccharomycetes; Schizosaccharomycetales; Schizosaccharomycetaceae
Product: galactose-1-phosphate uridylyltransferase Gal7
Exons: 1
Coding region: 503-1609 (368 amino acids)
Biological process (GO): beta-D-galactose catabolic process via UDP-galactose, Leloir pathway
Cellular component (GO): cytoplasm
Molecular function (GO): zinc ion binding; UDP-glucose:hexose-1-phosphate uridylyltransferase activity
Source: RefSeq, a predicted model, not a curated record